GAGAAACGGACGCGGAAGAAAAGCGAGGGACCAAGCAAUAAUGGUAGUUAAGUACCGUAAUAGAUAAGAGGGCGAAAGGGAGAGGGGAGAAAAGUGGGGAUAAAGGGCCGCUGGUAUAAGGAUGCAUCGAGGGCGCAGCUUGCAGGCACGAGACAAUACACGCUCGCGUGGAGUUGACCGACUGUUGCCGAACACCUGCUCCCUGGGCCGUUUACCCCCAACCUUUUAUGGAAAGGACGAUAUAAAACUGGUAGGGCAGCUGCCGCUUGGGCCAGUAAGCUCUCGAUGUUCGAACCUCGCGCGCGUUACGUUGAAAUUCGAAAUUGUGCAAGGUUCAUCGAUAGAAAAAUCGUGGAGCAAUCCGCGUGGACAAGAUGAGGCGCGAAGCGUGGUCCUGGUGGUUCAUCGUCGUGCUCAGUGUUGUGCAAAAAGAAACUCGCGGAGAAGACGUCGCGUUCGACGCCUUCGACGCGAUAAGAUCGCUAAGAGAACAAGUGAACGCUCUGCUCGAUCAUCGUCAACAGGAUUACGAUAAAUUGGAGAGCAGUCUGAAACGCGCGAUCGAAAAGAAUACAGAGUUGUUCGUCCUCAAGGACGAGGUGAAGCAACUCAGAAAAGAAGUGAUCGCCCUACGAGGUGGUGGUAACGGAAACGAAGCGAAGAACGAAAGACUACGAGUACGAUGGCUAGGAAACGCGGUGACGGAGCUUCAGGGCGAAGUGGCGGAGGUUCUCCGUGCAAGGAACGCGAGCGAAGAACUGGCGGAGAGAUCCAGACUGAGAGGAGAGCUGGCACUGGUGAGGGGUGACGUUGGAGCAGUCGGCAGAGGAAUCCGAAAUCUCGGCGGUAGAAUCGCGAAGAUCGAAGCGGUUCUGGGGACCAUUCGAGUGGACAUCGCGGCGGUCAAGGAACGCAUCGGCCUGCUUUCUCGCAGCUGCGCCGAUAUCGCCAGUCAGCUGAGUACGGUGCAGAUCGAAGUAAAAUCCCUGCGGUGCGAAUCGUCGGACAGGAAUUCUGGAAUCCGCAGAGACAAAGAAGAGAAAAAGGGCGGAAGGGAGCUGACAGAAGAGGAGGCAACGAAUCGAGUCGAUCGGCGAGCAGAUUACGAAAUACAAAGCGGAUUCGCGAAGAGACAUCGAACGAGAGUCGUCGACCGUCUGAAGAGUCUAGAACGCAAAGUCUCGUCGGCGGCGCGGAGACGAAUCGCGUUGGAGAAGCGCGUAGCGUACGAGACCGAGCGAUGGUCCACGUUGAACGAUCGCGUGGACGGUUUAGAGAAAGUCCAAGUAGAAUUGUCGCGACAGGUUUCGAACGCUAGCGAGAACGCGACGUCGACGAAGAUGCUCGGUGAAUCACUAGGAUCGCGGCUGAUCGAGUGGCUAAGAAGCCUGGAGGAAGCCGUCGAGGCUAAGGACUCGUCGACGAAGAGGGAGAUAGCGCGUCUGGAUGCGAACGCCGCGAGAAAAGCGGCGGAGCUGUCGUUGACUAGGGAGGAGCUCGGUAAUCUGCGUCGCACGGUGCAAGCUUUGAGCGUGAGCGCGUCGAAGCUGCAGGAAAGAAGCGACGAGCAGCGAGAGGCGAUCGAUCGCUUGAACCGAUCGAGUGUUUCAGAGGUGUCUGUCUCAUUCGACGAGGCGGAGCGACUGGACGACAAGUAUCACUUGAUAGGUGACGAUCUUCCGGCGAACUGCGAUCAGGGGAAGAGCGAGGACGGUCCGAGGCUGUUAAGAACGACGGGCAAGCAACGUUCGAAGCCGAUGCUGGCGUUCUGUCGCAAAGGGUGGAUCGUCGUUGCUCGAAGGAUUGAUGGGAGUUUGGACUUCGAUCGCAGUUGGAACGACUACUCUGUAGGCUUCGGGUCGCCGGUCAGCGAGUACUGGAUCGGCAACGAGAUGCUUCACCGCCUCACGCGGGAUAACUGCAGCAGCUUGCGAGUGGACUUGUUAGACAUCUACGGAGAACGGUGGCGGGCCGAGUACGAACGCUUCGCAGUUGAAUCUAAGGAAACCGGCUACAAAUUAAGGAUUUACGGCUAUCGUGGAAACGCGAGCGACGCGCUGUCUUAUCAGAACGGCAUGCCUUUCAGCGCCAAGGACCUCGACAUGGACGCCAGCGCGACCCACUGCGCCAGAAACUACCAUGGCGGGUGGUGGUUCAGUCGGUGCCAGCACGCCAAUCUGAACGGCAAAUAUUCGUUGGGUCUGACGUGGUUCCGCUCCGACAGCGAUCGGUGGAUGUCGGUCGCCUCUGUGGAAAUGUCGAUCCGUCGCGACCCUGACUGUCGAGCGCGGUAACGAUGCCGAUACCGAACCUCCCUCUCGAUGCCAAAGACUUUUCAGCGAUGCCGUCCAACUCCGACCACGAUCGAUCUUGAUCAACGUUCGCUUCGUUAACGCGUUAGUUAACGAGUCGAACGAGCUUCGUUGUUUGUGAAGACUUCGGUCACUCGAUCGUACUUCUUUUUAUAACCAGGGCCCGACUACCUCGUUUCGGAGUUAAAUUUGGUCAAUCUAUCGAUGUGUGAUUUUGUGGAUUUAAAUAUAUUUUUAAGGGAGUCAGGAUUUUGAUGAUCUUGAGAUAUGUUAAGAUGAGAUGAUUUGAGGUAUAUUAAGAUGAGAUGGUUUGAGGUAUAUUAAGAUGAGAUGGUUUGAGAUGUAUUAUUGUAUUGGCCGGAUUCUUCUGGUUUUUUAGACAGUCACAGAAAUAUGUAUACUGUAAAAUUUUACAUAUGUAGUCUUCAGAUGUAUUGGCCGAGUCUAUCUUGUAUAAAGAAAUAUGAUAUGGAGUGUACAGUUUUAAGUUGCAACUUAAUUACUGAACUCUUUAUAUCAUUGAAUGUAUAUAUUCAAAGAAGAACAGAGAUAUAUUUGAAAAUAUAACUGAUUUUGUUUAGCUAUUCUCUUCAUCUAUAUUAGAGUAUGUACAUCAUUUUAAAAAAUCAUCUUAUCUAUCCACACACACAAUAUCCAAAUUCAAUGUUCUUUUAAAUGAAGUCGCACGUGAAAAAAUAUUCUACUUUAUUCUUGUAGAUUCACACUAUGUAUAUGUAUAUGUAUACAGAUUCCUGUAAAUCUGUAUAUGAUAACUACGUUAUACGUCUUACUUCUUCCAUCAAGAACGGUCCUCGACUUCCAAAAUCAUAUAACAAUUUUAUUACAAGAUAACAAUAUCACAUCGAUAGGUUCGCCUCAAAUUCUAUCUAAGAACGUUUCACUCAUAUGUACUUGUACAAUGUUGCGACGAACAUCGCAGUUAAAUAAAGAGUUAACUCUGUU
Messenger RNA from Megachile rotundata (alfalfa leafcutting bee), 3275 nucleotides. RefSeq names its product protein scabrous. The record is from RefSeq and is a predicted model, not a curated record. NCBI's taxonomy places the organism in Eukaryota, Metazoa, Arthropoda, Insecta, Hymenoptera, Megachilidae.